AUGGCUGAAGAAGAUAUGAAUGCUGAUGUCCAUAAUAUGCAAUCAGAAGAAAGUCACUGGGGCCAACAUUAUACUCACAGAAUUCAUAGUGACAAUUUUUAUAGCUUGCUUAAAGAUGCUGAGGUGGAAUUAUAUCCGGGUUGCAAGAAUUUCACAAAAUUCUCUUUUGCGAUCUAUUUGUUCCACAUUAAAUGUUUUAAUGGGUGGACCAACAAGUCCUUCAAUGCAUUACUAGAGUUGCUGAAACUUGUUCUACCAGAAGGUAAUACAUUGCCAAGGUCAUAUCAAGAAAUGAAAAAGAUGAUUUCUGCAUUAAGUUUGGGUUAUGAAAAAAUUCAUGCUUGUCCCAAUGAUUGCAUACUAUUUUGGAAGGAGAAUGCAAAUGAAGACAAAUGCACAAAAUGUGGAGCUUCAAGAUGGAAAGAGAGCUUGAAUGAUGGAAAAAAUGAUUCUGAAGAUGCUUUUACAAAAAAGAAAAAAAAAGCUACCAAAAUAUUACGAUGGUUUCCUCUUAUUCCAAGAUUGCAAAGGUUAUUUAUGUCUUCAAAAACUGCUUCUCUAAUGACUUGGCAUGAACAUGAACGUACCAAAGAUGGAUGCCAAAGACAUCCUGCAGAUUCUCAAGCUUGGAAAGAAUUAGAUUCUCGAUAUCCUCAAUUCUCCUCUGAUCCUCGUAAUGUUCGGUUGGGAUUAGCUUCUGAUGGUUUCAAUCCAUUCAAAACUAUGACUAUUGUUCAUAGUGCUUGGCCUGUUAUCUUGAUACCUUAUAAUUUACCUUUAUGGAUGUGUAUGAAGCAGUCAAACUUUAUUCUUUCCUUGCUUAUUCCUGGUCCAAAAGGACCUGGAAACAAUAUAGAUGUAUACUUGCAACCGUUGAUUGAAGAAUUGCAAGUGCUUUGGGAAGUUGGUAUAGAGACUUUUGAUGCGGCCACAAAUCAAAUUUUUCAGUUACAUGCAGCAGUUAUUUGGACAAUCAAUGACUUUCCUGCAUAUGCCAAUUUGUCUAGAUGGAGUACGAAGGGAGAGUAUGCAUGUCCCUGUUGUGGAUAUGAUGCCAAUUCUAAGUGGUUAAAACAUAGUAGAAAGCAUUGUUACAUGGGCCAUCGUAGAUGGUUGAAACCUAACCAUAGGUUUCGUAAUGAUAAACUUUCUUUUGAUGGGACACAAGAAUUUAGAAAUGCUCCAUUACCAUCAUCUGGUAUUGAAGUGUUGAGACAAGUGGAAGAUAUGAAUGGUAGCAAAGAUGGACCUUGGAAAAAGAAGAGCAUUUUUUUCACAUUGCCUUAUUGGAAACAUCUUCUAUUGCGUCAUAAUCUUGAUGUCAUGCACAUAGAAAAAAAAUGUAUGUGA
Dioscorea cayenensis subsp. rotundata (Guinea yam) is the source of this 1350-nucleotide messenger RNA. RefSeq lists its product as uncharacterized. Lineage: Eukaryota; Viridiplantae; Streptophyta; Magnoliopsida; Dioscoreales; Dioscoreaceae. The transcript has a single exon. The coding region runs from base 1 to 1350 and encodes 449 amino acids. The record is from RefSeq and is a predicted model, not a curated record.